CUUUGUCUGCGCCCCUGAGCGGUUGCCAUUCUGUUCAAUUGUACCAUACUGCACACAAUAUCGUGAAAUUGUUUAUAUUUUAAAAUCGCAGAAUGCCCAAAGAGGAUUGUAAAUACUGGGACAAAUGCUAUCAGCGUAAUCCCGCACACCUUUCCAAGUUCAAUCAUCCAGAGAAGACGGAGGAAAAAGACAAAGACAAAAAAGUGGCGCCAAAAAGAAGUGCAUCCGCGCAACCAGAGGAAAAAGCUAACCCCAACGAAAGCAGCUCUAGUACGGAGAGCGGUAAUAUGGAGGAUCAGCAGGAGCAGGCCAGGGGCAGCUACGAAACAGAAACGGCGGAGCUGCAAAAGGAGGCCCUGAGCAAUAUUUCUGGCAAGAACUAUAUGGAGAUUCUGGAGAAGCGGAUCCGGUUAUCCGUGCAGCAGGAGUACGACAACCUCUGUGAGACCAACGAGUUCAUCAGGCACAAAUUUCUGGUCGAAAUGCCACCGGAUUUCUACGAGUUCUGGAAAUUUGUGGGAACUCUGAAAACCGAUACCUCAAAACCCAAGACUGCCGGUCUGGAGCAUCUCGAUAAAGUAUUCCAACUGCAGUUGGUGGGUCCCUUUGAGUUCCUCGCUGGAAAAUUUCACGGAGCCAAAAUGGGGGAACCGGGCGAUUACCUCCGCCACUGGCGCUUCUACUACGACCCGCCGGAGUUCCAGACGAUCUUUGUGCGCCGGGGCACUGGGAUUCACUAUGGCUAUUGGCGCGACGUGCCGCAGGACAAGGAGAACCUCUUAAUCGCCCGCAACGACUCCGCCAAGGGCUGCGAAUUCGAGUUUGUGGCUGGAAACAUUUUCGAUGCGUUCCUCUACUUUCUGGAGCAUGAUUUUUUGGGUACUCCGUUCACCACCGGACAGUUAAGUGGGGCCAAAAAGGCGGUGCCGAAGUACUUGAGCGACCAUUCCCUGGAACUACCACAGCUGGACCGAUUGCAGCGGGAACGCAACAAGCGGGUGGUAGCCAAGACGUUCCACCGUGCCGGAAUUGUGGUGCCCUUCGAUCGGAAGACGCAGGUGGGCUACCGUGCGCUCGCCGUCAGUGAUGCCGAGCUCAAGAAGAUGCUGGCCCUACUGGAGCACAAGGAUAUUGAUGGUCAAGCCGCCAAACAGGCAGUUUUGGAGAAGCUGCAGCCGGUGGCUAAUGCCGCCAUCAUUGCCGUCGAUGAAUCCGACUUUGGCAGUGCUUUGGAGCUAGGUACCGACCUGUUCAGCAGCGGCCACAAGGAGCUGCACAUGUUGGCGUCCUCUCUGCUGGUGCCCGCCUAUUCUAUGUUAUCCCGCCCGCAGUUUAUCGCCAUAGCCAAGGCGCACAUGGAGCAGCGUAGCCGGGAGGUGAACCUUUGCAUGUUUGAAGUACUAAAGUAAUUCGAUUUUUUAUUCCGCAACCUUUUUAUGAAUGAAUUAAAACUAGAAAACACCAGCCAAAA
Drosophila kikkawai is the source of this 1471-nucleotide messenger RNA. RefSeq names its product Histone PARylation factor 1 (gene Hpf1). Lineage: Eukaryota; Metazoa; Arthropoda; Insecta; Diptera; Drosophilidae. The record is from RefSeq and is a predicted model, not a curated record. Gene Ontology annotation, molecular function: poly-ADP-D-ribose binding; histone binding. Gene Ontology annotation, biological process: DNA damage response; regulation of protein ADP-ribosylation. Gene Ontology annotation, cellular component: nucleus.